GUUCUUCUGCUGAAACUGCUGCAUUAUCUCUCUCAUUAAGAAGCCGUUGCAUUUCUCUCUCAUGAAUUAUUAAAUUUCCCCGGAGAGAAGAAGAAGACAUGUAUUCCGCUUGUGGAGCUCUACCCCCGGCCGGCAUUUGUACCAGGUUGAAAUUGAAUAAUGGCGACAGACUCACAGGAAGAAUUAAGGAGACUGAAGGAUGUUAUUCUUAAAUUAUCCGCAGAAAUUGGUGGAAAGAAUCAAAAAAUGGAAUACAUUGCAAAAAAGUUGAAACAAGGUUCGACGGCACUUAGUGAAAUGAAGGAGGAGACACAUCACCUAGAUCAAGCUUAUAAGGAAGAAAAGAGAAACGUGAAGAUUACUAUGCUUGAAAAUCAAAGGUUGCAGAGAGAAAUAGAAAAUCAAAGGAGAGAAAUCGAGCAGCAGGUUAAGGAAAUCAAGAAACGUGACGCCCAAUUGGAUUUCAAGAACAAGCAACUUCUGGUUUUAAGAAUGCUUAAAGGUGCGGCACAGGCUCCAGAAAAGGUAAACACUCUGCAAGGGAGGCAUGAAGGAGUGGAGAACGGGAGUGGUCAGGACAAGGUUCAGCUCCAAAUUGAUACGAAUGGUCUGCACCAGGCUCCACAAAAGGUAAACACUGUUCAAGGGAGGCAUGAAGGAGUGCAAAACAUGAGUAGUCUGGACAAGGUUCAGGUCCAUGUUGAUACGAUUGGUCUGCACAAUGAACUGGAAGAGAAAGAUUAUGAGCUUAACCGGCAGAAGCAAACCCUUGGCGUCAAAGAGCACAGGAGUAACCAUGAUCUGCAGGAGGCGCGCAAAGUUUCAAUUGUGGAAAUUGGAGAGGAAGAUGAUGAAAAAUCAGUAGAGAUAUUAGAUGAUUGGCGCAUGGAAGAUUGCGAAUUCAGUGAAGAAGAAGAAUGCAAUUCCUUUGAAGAUACGUUCCCUCCAAUUCCACCACCAGAAUCUUCUGUUGAUCUGUGCAACGAUAUGCAAAACAGCAGCUCACAUCUUUCGGUGAUAAUCCCUGAUUCAGAAGUUAAAAAGGGAGAUGAAUGCGGCAAGGGAGAUAUUGAAGGCGGUGGAGGAGUAGAAACUGUAGAAUGCAAUGCCUUUCAAGAUAUGUUUCCUCCGAUAGCACCACCAGAAUCUUCGGUUGAUCCGUGCAACGAUAUGCAAACCAACAGCUCAGAUCUUUCCAGUGUACUCCCUGUUCCGGAAGUUAAAAAGCGAGAUGAAUGUGUCAAGGGAGAUAUCGAAGGCGGUGGAGUAGAAACUGUAGAAUGCAAUGCCUUUCAAGAUAUGUUUCCUCCGAUAGCACCACCAGAAUCUUUUGUUGAUCCAUGCAGUGGUAUGCCGAACAACUGCUCAGAUUUUUCCUUUGUACUCCCUGAUCCGGAUUGUGAAAUGACUGAUAUGGAAUGGUUAUCAACCUUUGUUGACGAUUCUAUGUCAGCUGGAGACAUCACUGUGGGCAUAGACUUCUCUGACAACAAUAAGAACGAUGACUCUGCUACAGUCCUUAUGAAUAGCAGCAGCUCUUGCUCUGGUGGGAAGACAAUGGCUCUCAGUCCUGAUACUGCUGUCCUGGACUUGUAUGGAGCAAGCGCCCAUGAUCAGCAAUUUUCUGUCAGUGACCCGCUUCAAAUUUAGCGGGCCUCUCGUAAAUCAUGCGUCAGAAACCAACCAAAUCCCAACUUGUACAUAUCAUCAGAAUCAGUGUAUUUUGCAGAAUCCCAUCCACCCAAAAGAACAGAAGAAGAAAAAAAAAGAGCAGCAGCCUGGUGUACUGUCCUGGAAAUGAGGGUCAAAGGUACACCUGCCAGAUGAGUUCAGUUGCAGAAUUCUUACGAGCUAGAAACUCUUAAGCUUUAAUUCACUUUUUGUUAUUUUGUAUGUUGUAUAAAGUUGGGGGAUGGAGAGGAGGAUAGGAGCAAUUUAUGACUAAUCAAUAUUUGCUGAUGAUCUCAGCAUUUAAAACACGCAUCAUUUUGUGUUCAGAAUGGUUUAUCUGCUUUGUUGCUUAAUUAACAUUUCCAGAAAAAUAAAGGUGGCACGUUUUGUUUCCA
This is a messenger RNA of Papaver somniferum (opium poppy), 2066 nucleotides long. RefSeq lists its product as uncharacterized. Gene Ontology annotation, biological process: gene silencing by siRNA-directed DNA methylation. Bases 160 to 1650 code for a protein of 496 amino acids. The transcript has 7 exons. The record is from RefSeq and is a predicted model, not a curated record. Lineage: Eukaryota; Viridiplantae; Streptophyta; Magnoliopsida; Ranunculales; Papaveraceae.